CAGACGUGUAGGCCACAGUCGGUUUUUUAAAUUUGGAAGUUGAAGAUGGGUCGAAAAGGCUUGUCAAAAAUUGCAUUUGGAAAUACAAACCGAUUCCACGGUAGCAAAAGCUCUAAACAUAAGAAAAGGAAACAUGACACUGUAAAGCCAUGGACGCCAUACAUCUCUGAAAUUGAUGUUGAUUGGCUGGCAGAUUUGAUGCAGGAUCGUCCCCGAACUUUCACAUAUGACGCUGUUGACGAAAACGAAAUACCUCAUGAUGAUCUUGAUGAUGAAGUAUUGCUGGGAAGUGUUCGGGGCGACAUUGUUGGAAUCCAGUACUACAAAGGAACUGUUAACAACCAGGAAAUGGUUGCUUUGUGUCGAGAGCCGUACAACAAAUAUGAUCGUAAUGCCAUUAAAGUUAACAACGUGGAUGGUGACCAAGUUGGACAUAUAAAAAAGGAGCUGGCAAGACCACUUUCACAAAUCCUAGAUGGUGGAUUGGGUCGGAUCGAGGGUAUUGUUCCAUUUGGUGCGAACAACAUGUACCGUAUCAGUAUUGAUCUGACUGUGUGGGGGAAGCCAGAGAAAAAGGAACAGGUGAUGAAGAUUCUCCGAACUCAUGGUGUUCCAGUAAAAGAAGCUCAAGGAUUAAAUGUGCCAGGCAGCAGUCAGUCUGUGCCAGCUAGUCUAGACUACAGCCAUGUGAUCACCAAUCGAGUGUUGCUCACUCCCAGUGAGGUUAUGAAUGAGCUAGACAGACUGUUCGAAACUCUAGAUGAGGGUGACAAGACGUCAAUGGCAGAAAAAGCACCGGCUGUGAUUACUUCCUUGUAUCCUCACCAAAAACAAGCCCUCAACUGGAUGAUAUCGCGUGAAAAUGGAAACAUGCUGCCACCAUUUUGGGAAGAAAGAAAAAAUGGAACUUACUACAACAGUCUUACAGUUUUCACCAGCAACACAAGACCAAGUAGUGUUCAUGGAGGUAUUCUUGCCGAUGACAUGGGACUUGGAAAGACAUUGGAGAUGAUUGCAUUGAUCCUAACAAAUUUUGUAGAUAAGAAACCACUGGCCGUGCCGGUACCAGGCAGAUCUAGACAGUCGGCUCCCAGAAGAAAAAAGAAGUUGCUGAAAAAUAAACAGAACGGUAAUGUUGAAAUCAACAACAAAUCUUCCUUGGAAGGGAUUACUAAACCUGAAAGUGUCAGCUUGGAAACCAAAAUGGCUGCAUUAGAAUAUUCCCUGGCUGCAGAUAUUCCAGAAAAAAAUAAUGAACUUGUGGAGAAAAAACUCAUAAAUUUUCCUUCUAAAUUUGUUCUUCCUCAACCCUCAACCAGUGCGGUAAACAGAGUUAGUAAAAAACUUCCACCCCUACCGACCCUGAAAAUGGAGAAAAGUGACAGUUUUUUGUGUUCUUUCAGUGACGCGAAGGACGAUGACAAUGUGAUAGUAUUGUCAGACUGUAGUGUGUCUUCUGGUGAUGAGGAAGAAGUUGAAGAUGUUCAGAUUGAUAAGAAAGUUAUGCUCAGUGAAAAGGAUCCAGAUUACAAUCCACUUACUGCACAUUCUGCCUUGUCAAGCUCAACUGCCAGACUAAGACGGGCUGUCAAGAAACCAAUCAAAUAUACUUUUAGUGAGUCUGGAGACUCUGGUUCAGAUGAAGAACAACAUCCAAGAAAAAAAGCUCGGACACUUGAACUGUCAUCUCAUCCGGUUCAGAAUGGCAAAGUGUGUGGAAGAGGCAGAAUUACAGGGAAAGGAAAGGGUAAAGGCAAGUCGCUGGCUGCUAAAACAGUGCCUACUAAAAUGGUGUCUAACGUUGAUGACGAUCCUGAAUAUUUGCCAGACAUUGGUAGUUCACAAGUCAAGUGUCAGAAAUCUACAACCUAUGAAAGCUCGGAUGAUGAUCUUCCUGAUCUUGAAGAGCCCUUGAAAUUCAAUGAAGCCAAUUUGAGCGACUGUGAUGCGGUGACGGGAAGGUCUAAUUGUGAUGGUCCCAGGCCUACUCUGAUCAUCUGUCCUCUGUCUGUGAUGAACAAUUGGGUGACCCAGCUGAAUGAGCACGUUCACCCCAACGUUCACCUGGAGAUCUACUCGUACUAUGGACCGAGUCGGAAACGCGACAGUCGCGUCCUCGCCCAGCAGGACAUAGUGAUCACGACCUACUCAACGGUAGCGUCUGAUUUCAAGUUGUAUCAGAAUAAGUCGCCAAUUAAAAAAGUCCAUUGGUUACGAAUUGUCCUCGAUGAAGGUCACAUGAUUCGAAACCCAAAUGCAUUGCAGACUAAGGCUAUCAUGGAAUUAAAAGCUGAGAGGAAAUGGGUUCUCACAGGCACACCAAUUCAGAACUCCAUGAAGGACUUGUGGUCUCUUGUGAACUUCCUCAACAUCUCCCCACUGACUGAGAAACAGUGGUGGCACCGCACCAUCGAGAGACCUCUCGGAUACGGAGAUAAAUCAGCUAUUAAACGUGUUCAGCACCUGAUGGGCAACAUUGCCAUGCGACGAACGAAGACGCAGAUGGUGGAUGGCAAACCGCUGAUCAGUCUACCGGACAAGACGAUAGCCAUAGAGCACAUCACACUGUCCAAGGAGGAGCGAGACAUCUACACAGCCAUGCAGAGUGAGGGCAGGAUUAUCAUCAACAGAUACUUCCAACAAGGAACUCUUCUUCACCACUACGGCCAGGUGUUGGCCAUUCUGAUGCGACUCCGACAGCUUUGUUGUCAUCCUCUACUUGUCGCCAAGGCUGCUGCUGCUGUUGCUGACACUAUGAAUGCAAUGGAAGAAAGUGUCAGCUCUGGUCUUGAUGAGGAGAAGAAGCAGAAGUUGAUAGCGAGCCUGCUCGAGGUUUUGAACUCGGGGUCUGACGAGGAGUGUUCCGUGUGUCUCGAGAGUCUCCGGUUCCCCGUUAUCACAUCGUGUGCCCAUGUCUACUGUCGACCCUGCAUCCAAGCCGUCAUCAACAACGAAAAGCCAAAUUCUAAAUGUCCACUUUGUCGGGGAAAUAUAGCAGAGGAUGAACUAAUUGAGGUGUCCCCAGAAGAGAUGAACAAAAAUGAUGAGGAGCCCAUUGUCACACCAAACAACUGGCAGUCAAGUGCCAAGGUAGAUGCUCUGAUGAAAUCACUGGUCAAACUGCGGGAGGAAGACGCUGGCAUAAAGAGCAUCGUAGUGUCUCAGUUCACCUCACUGCUUACACUGCUGGAAAUACCUUUAAAACUGAAUGGCUUUAGUUUUGUUCGACUUGACGGCGGGAUGUCUGCGCGAGCCCGAGAGGAAUCGAUUGAAGAGUUCAUGGACAUGUCACCUGGUACUCCCACAAUCUUUCUUCUGUCGCUGAAAGCAGGCGGUGUCGGCAUCAACCUGACAGCUGCGUCUAGAGUGUUCCUGAUGGACCCUGCAUGGAACCCAGCAACUGAAGAACAGUGUUUUGACCGCUGCCACAGACUUGGUCAAACAAGAAAUGUCAUCAUCACAAAGUUUUUGGUUGAAGAUUCUGUCGAGGAGAGAAUGAUGGAGCUUCAAGAGAAGAAGCGUCAGUUGAUGCAAGGAGCGUUUGGCAAGAAGCAGACCGCCGAGCAGAGACGAGCCCAGAGAAUCACGGAUAUCAAGACACUCGUUAACUUGUAGGACAAACAGGGAAUACACAUGGGACCAAUAUGUUAACCCUUAUCCUGCCGCAUUCUUUUUGCUAAAUUUAAAGAAUUUUCACCUGUUCUACAUUUCUAGUAAUUUUAUUCAAAUCCAUGGGCAUUUUAACAUGAAAUUACACC
Molecule: messenger RNA, 3758 nt
Organism: Gigantopelta aegis
Lineage: Eukaryota; Metazoa; Mollusca; Gastropoda; Neomphalida; Peltospiridae
Product: helicase-like transcription factor
Exons: 25
Coding region: 46-3615 (1189 amino acids)
Molecular function (GO): ATP binding; hydrolase activity, acting on acid anhydrides, in phosphorus-containing anhydrides; ATP-dependent chromatin remodeler activity
Source: RefSeq, a predicted model, not a curated record